AGAGCAGCAGCGGGAGCGUGGAGCGGAGAUCCAUCCACCGGGUGGAAAUUCGAGUGUGAGGAGGGCUCGGGAGGGCCGCGGGGCUGUGGCAUCUCAUGGCUUCCGUCGCGAAGAAGUUGGGUCGGGUAAUACAUUUUGCCAAUCUCCCUUUGAAACUGCUGAUGCCGAAUCAGCGGGAGAAUAUCAAGGAGGUCGCGUUCAAGACCGUUCCCAGCGCUUCUAAGAUUGAAAUUAGGAGAGUUUUGGAGUCAGUCUAUGGACUGGAGGUAGAGAAAGUUAAUACCCUCAACAUGGAGGGGAAGAAGAAGCUCAAUAGGAAGACGGGAAAAUACUACAGAAGGCCUGACUACAAGAAGGCUUACGUUGUUUUGAAGAAUCCAGUUACACUGCCGGCAGACGUGUUUCCUUUGAAUGCUGUGGAUUUCGAAGAUAGCCCUGAGAAACCACAGGCAGCUAAGAAGUAGCUAGAGGUUCCUCUAUUCUCUGAAUGACAGUUUAUUUGGAAGUCAUAGAAGUUUGCAGAUUAAAAUAUGCAUGGCGCGAAAGGGCUGUACCCCUUGUUUAAAUCGACUUUCCAGAUCAUCGCAUGACCCAGAGUUGUCAGAGUAGAAGAUGGUGCGUGCUCAUGCACACGACGGAUCACACGAAUUUCAAGGUUCAUGGUGUCUGCUUGAUUCUUACAAAAGAACACGGAAUCGAGUCAUGAGUGCUGAGAGAAAAUACCUAUUUUUCUACGGUCUGUGGACCUCAUCAAGCAGGUCGACAAUCCCGUAAGAUUUGUAGAUUUCCGUCAGACCCCGAAGGGAACCUUGCGAGAAAUUUGGAUUUCAAGAAGUUUACUCCUGUUGUCUAAAAGUGAAUGAAGAAUAUUCUUGCACUUGUUCAAAAGUGCAUCUCUA
Marchantia polymorpha subsp. ruderalis is the source of this 899-nucleotide messenger RNA. The record is from the annotation of a GenBank genome assembly. Lineage: Eukaryota; Viridiplantae; Streptophyta; Marchantiopsida; Marchantiales; Marchantiaceae.